This is a messenger RNA of Cyclocybe aegerita, 1317 nucleotides long. The record is from the annotation of a GenBank genome assembly. NCBI's taxonomy places the organism in Eukaryota, Fungi, Basidiomycota, Agaricomycetes, Agaricales, Hemipholiotaceae.
AUGGCUAUUCCGGCAGGAUUAGCUCGGAAACUAUCACCGAAAUUCAUCAGACCAUACCUGAUUAUGGAGGACUUCAAGAAUAAUUCUUUCCGAUUGAAGUUGCUGCCGCGCUUGAAGCAGCGAGGACUUCAUGAUGUGUUUCAUGCAUCUUUGCUGAGAAUCCACGUACCGAAUGAUGAUCGUCUCUUUCCUGGACGACUGGACACGCAAACUUUUGAUGAUGAGAACUUAGAAACCGAAUGGGCAGUGGAGCGUAUCGUUUCACAUGCAGGAACUGGAAAAAACUCCGUGUUUGAGGUCCUAUGGAAAUCAGGGGACAAGACAUGGCUACCAUAUGACAAGCUGACUCACCUGGAUGCUUUGGAGGCAUAUUUUGAUGUCAUGGGAGUUCAGAAGAUUGAAGAAUUAUCAGAGGGCACCGGUAAACCACUGGCCGAUGAUCUGCAGAUUUUCUUGGGGAGUCUUGGACUGAUUUUUGAGGAAGAAUAUGAGGCUAUAAAUGUGGCCGAGCAUGAGACGGUGUAUGUACCUCAACACCUUUGGUCUCAAGCCUGCCGUAACCCAUCGCUUCUGCGAAGCCUUGCUUUACUUUACCUCUCGAUGUCCACUUCCACGUCCGCGGAUGCCGGCGCUAAUUUAGGCACUCCAUCUUCGAUUGAGCCUAAUUCGGCCUAUUCCACUCCCACAUCCGUCAACACCACGGAACUUACAAUCAGGAAGCACCCAGUCUCCUUCUACGGCCAUCCUAUUCCCCUCCCAGCUCCCAUUUGGAACACGACCUUGAUCUUCCGUGUCGGCAACCACAUCUACGUCGCCGACAAGGACGGCCAGACGUUUUCGGUCACGGUCAGCAUGGCACACGAUUUCAUGGCGUUCCACACUCUGGUAGCCCAGACCAACAGCAAGACACCAUCCAAGGAGAAGCUCGAGAGGCUCAACAGCAUUUGCGAGCCGUUAGGUUACCGACAAUUUGCAUGGUUGGUCAACGCAGAUCUGCUCGUCAAGGACACGCUUGUCGAGGUCACUGAAAACUCCGCCAUCAAAUACCCCACUUACCGUGAUGGGUAUCGACCUCAUUUCUUGCGCUUCGACAGAGAGAAGCAAUCCGAUAUCGACAACACACUCGAGAUUGCCGCGUUGUUCAACGGGUCCAAGGACAAGGCUCAGGAGGCAAUAGACCUUGCCUUCAGGGUCGCGAUGACGACUUUCGGAGGCAGUAAAGUUGCGAAGCCGGCGACGAAGGGCAAGGGCAAGCCGUACGAGAAGAAAAACCGCAAGAACAUGAAGGACCGUGAUGGAGACGUCAAUAUGGGUUGA